This is a messenger RNA of Chinchilla lanigera (long-tailed chinchilla), 1020 nucleotides long. It is a transcript of the gene Sco2, whose product is annotated as protein SCO2 homolog, mitochondrial. The coding region runs from base 64 to 969 and encodes 301 amino acids. Gene Ontology annotation, biological process: mitochondrial respiratory chain complex IV assembly. NCBI's taxonomy places the organism in Eukaryota, Metazoa, Chordata, Mammalia, Rodentia, Chinchillidae. The record is from RefSeq and is a predicted model, not a curated record. The transcript has 2 exons.
UUGAGGGCGAGUCGGGCACGUGACCUCCGCGCGGCCGUUGCGCAGGCGCAGCACCAUCGGCGCAUGCGCUCUGGACGCGACCGUGGCCGAGAGACCCGGGCUGGCAGUAUGGGACCUGGGUUUGAACCCGGCGCAAGGUGCGGACAUCUGGCCCGGAACGUCAGGUCCAUGUUGCUGCUAGCUCGAGGGCCCAAGGCUUGGCCCAGGUUCUCUCUGCUCAAACCCCUGAUCUUCCCUUGGACGCUGGGAAAUAAAACCGUGUGUGAGAGAGUCCAACACUUGUCAGUACAGGGUCCUGCAGAGACUGGCAAGCAGGGCCUUCCCCGAGGCCCUAGGCUGCGAACUAGGCUCCUGAUCACUGCCCUGUUUGGGGCAGGGCUGGGUGGGGCCUGGCUGGCUGCUAGGGCUGACAAGGAGCGGCAGCGGCAGCGACGUCGGACAGAGGCCCUGCGCCAGGCUGCUGUGGGCCAGGGUGACUUCAGUUUGCUCGACCACCAUGGCCAGACCCGCUGCAAGGCCGACUUCCGGGGUCAGUGGGUGCUGAUGUACUUCGGCUUUACACACUGCCCCGACAUCUGCCCCGACGAGCUGGAGAAGCUGGUGCAGGUGGUACAACAGCUAGAAGCUCAGCCUGGCCUGCACCCUGUACAGCCUGUCUUUGUCACCGUGGAUCCUGCACGGGAUGAUGUAGCAGCAAUGGCCCGGUACGUGCGCGACUUCCACCCCAGGCUGCUGGGCCUGACAGGUUCUGCUGAACAGGUGGCCCAGGCCAGCCGCAGCUACCGUGUGUACUACAGUGCCGGCCCCAAGGAUGAGGACCAGGACUACAUCGUGGACCACUCCAUUGCCAUCUACUUGCUCAAUCCUGAUGGCCUCUUCACCGACUACUAUGGUCGGGGAAGGUCAGCAGAGCAGAUCGCAGACAGUGUGCGGCAGCACAUGGCUGCCUUCCAAAGCAUCCUGACCUGAACCACUGCAGCCUGGACCCUAUCAUUAAACAGGAAGUACUUGCGUACUAAA